This is a messenger RNA of Calliphora vicina (urban bluebottle blowfly), 2220 nucleotides long. RefSeq lists its product as uncharacterized. The record is from RefSeq and is a predicted model, not a curated record. The coding region runs from base 140 to 2107 and encodes 655 amino acids. Lineage: Eukaryota; Metazoa; Arthropoda; Insecta; Diptera; Calliphoridae. The transcript is spliced from 9 exons.
AUUUCUUAAAUAUGUACAAGUUGAGGUGAUAAUAAAGACAAUUCAUAUAACAUACAACAGUCGGACUGUAGAGUUCGGUCAAUACACAAGUAUUUUAUAGAAAACGUUCGAAAUAAAUAAAUAAAAACACAUAAGCAUAAUGAAACUACAAGGACGUUUGGGGCCAUGUCUGGGCAUUUCCCUAUUCUUAUUUAUAUUCCUUACUGUACCAGAAAAUUCCAACUCGGUGUCUAUAGCAGCUGUUGUUGCUGCUGUUUCAGCUGUCAAAGACAUCAUCAGUAUAGUCAAAGAAGUCAAAACGGCUGUUUCAGACGGCUGGAGUUUUGCGGAAAAUAACUCUCAAGGAACAACAAGUAAUAAUUUACCUCAGAUUUUAACACGCUUCAAUGAUGUUGGCAAUGAUAUUAAUUAUCUCGAGCAUAAGCAUUCUGAACCUGUUAAUAAUAUCAUUAAUUUAAAAUUGCUGGCGAAACAUAAUGAUAUUACCAAUACUAUGAAUGCUAUUACGGCGCGUUUUCAGGAAAUGCAACAAUAUGCAGCCCAUCUGGAUAACAUAGAGUCGUCGACGUUGACGUCAUUUGCCGAAUGGACGGCUUCGCCAAAUGGCUUUUCAGUGUAUCAUUUAAUGGAUCGUUUGCAUUUGACUAUGUUCGGUUCGGAUGAUAAGACCAAUAAACCUGGCUCAAAUAUUUUUGAGAUGUUGGUGUCGAGUUAUGGGAAAGAAGAAAAAUGUUUGAAUCAACAAUCUACCCAGCAAUUUAUCUACUCAUUGUACACGGACAUUGCAUUAACAGAACUUAAAGCUUACGCCAUGUUGGAAUUCUCCUGGAUCAUCUUGAGAGCGUAUGGCAAGGGAAACUUCACACAAGAAGCAGAAAUUAUGCGUAAAAAUUAUGAAAAACGUUCGGAGAAAACUUUGCGCCGAUUACAUGAAGUAAUGGAUGGAGCCGAUCGCAUUGUUUGGCGCUGUGAUCCCGAUAGAUAUGUUGAGGGUGAAACAUACGAACAGGUGACACGUCUUUUGCAGGCCUACAUUGAGAAUGAAGUGGAUAUGAGUUCUAGUCGUGAUUGUAUGCAAUCGUGUGCUGCUUAUGGUCGCACAAAGAAUGAGGGUUGUUAUAUGGAUCAGUUCUGUGCCGUGCAAGAACGUUGUUCGGGUCAAAUACACGAUUGUUAUUAUGCCAGCGGCUAUAUAAAGGCAUGUCCUUCGGCUCUUGAGAGUCUUCGCCGUUAUGAAUACAUAAAGUUUGAUGAUGGUCCUCCUGCUUAUGGAAAGCAAGGUAGCUGUUAUCGUGGUGAAUCUGAGGCUAAUUCAUGGAUGCGUUAUGUAUUUUGGGAGUGCAGUUAUUGUGUAUGCAUGUGCGAUGAUCAAAACAGCAUCAAAACUGAUCGUUAUUUCAAUUUACGUGAAACUCUGUCAAAUGUUAAUGACAACAAGGUUGUGACAGGUUUACGUUUUACCAAAAAGAAUCGUAUAUUCCAUUUGCAAAUCCAAGAAGGUCAACUUUUGCCCAGAGGUAUGAUUAAUGAAUCGACUCUAGGCUGGAAACCAGUUGAUAACUAUACUUUAUAUGAAAGGGGUGUUAUUAAUAACCAAGAUUACUUUACAUUAACCUAUGAUGCCCGCUCGAUUGAUUUGGAUAACAUACAGACCUUUGAUGAUAAAUAUGUGGUGACGGGUGUACGUUUUCAGGUGGUGGGGGCACAUUUAAAUUUACAGGCUAGAUUAAGUAAAUUUGAUUUUGAAACUGGUCAAUUGAUUAAUCCCCGGGAAAAUAGUUACUGGAUAACUAACGAAGUUAGUGAAUAUAGAAGAAAUAGAUUUUUACUUAAUGAUGCUGAUAUACCCACACACACCAAUGGCAAAUCAGAACCGGAUACUGGUCACAAUCAAUAUAUAAAAUUUUCAGCCACAAGUUUUGAAAAAGAUGUGGCACAAACAAACGUACCGUUUAUAGAUAUUCAAAAGGUUGAAUCGAAACCACCAGUGCCAUUAGCUGGUAUUGGUAUCUACCACAAAGGUAGAAAUGGCUAUGGUGGAUUUUUGGCUCCAAAAAUUAUGACUUAUGAUUUUGCUCCGCAUAUUCAGACGCCUAGUGGAAAUUAAAUUCUUCUUAUUAACACCAAUCUUUAUUUAAUUUUAUAUAUAUUUACUUUCUAACGAAAAUCUCGAAAUUUGUCUGUAGAAAAAACAAAAUAUAUAAUAAAUUUUUUUAUUAA